Messenger RNA from Sorghum bicolor (sorghum), 2373 nucleotides. RefSeq names its product probable D-2-hydroxyglutarate dehydrogenase, mitochondrial. NCBI's taxonomy places the organism in Eukaryota, Viridiplantae, Streptophyta, Magnoliopsida, Poales, Poaceae. Gene Ontology annotation, molecular function: catalytic activity; FAD binding. Gene Ontology annotation, cellular component: mitochondrion. The transcript has 16 exons. Bases 155 to 1840 code for a protein of 561 amino acids. The record is from RefSeq and is a predicted model, not a curated record.
GCGCUAGCAGACGCUCAUCAGGCAGUUGGCAUUGGCACUCCACCUUCCAUUCCACCAGACGCAAGCGAGCGCCCCCCACCUCCGCUCCUUAGUCCUUCCUCUCAACCGGGGCACGGCGCCUGGCUGCUCCGAGGCGAAGCCGGAGGACGACGGCAUGGCGCGGCGCGAGGCGGCGAGGCUUCUCCGUCGCCUGGGCCCGCUCGCGGUCGAGUCGCCGACGCGAGGCAUGCCUCGUUGUCAACAUGAAUCUGCAAACCACAUUGUGAAUUCUUGUAGAAGAUUCCACUGGAUUCCCAGUCUACAGCGCCCUCUGUGUGGACCUACAACUUGUCGGGGAAUAUAUGAAGGUCAAAGCAGUGCUAACAAGGCUUGUGAAGUUCAGAAGCGCACAUUUGGUUCUGCUGCAACUGCAACACACAUUCAGAGGAAUCCAGCCUAUUCACAGCUGAGCUCUGAUGAUGUUUCUUACUUCAAGAGUGUCUUGGGUGAAAAUGGUGUAGUUCAGGAUGAAGACAGAGUCGCAGUUGCAAAUGUAGAUUGGAUGGGUAAAUACAGGGGUGCAAGUCAGCUACUACUUUUACCAAAAAAUACUGCAGAGGUUUCUAAGAUUCUUUCAUAUUGCAACACCAGACGAUUGGCUGUGGUUCCACAGGGUGGCAACACAGGUCUUGUAGGUGGCAGUGUGCCUGUUUAUGAUGAGGUGAUUGUUGGCCUCGCAGGCAUGGACAAAAUCAUUUCCUUUGAUAAUGUUAAUGGCAUUCUUACUUGUGAAGCUGGUUGUGUGUUGGAGAGUUUAAGUAACUUCGUGGAAAAUGAAGGGUUUAUUAUGCCACUUGACUUGGGAGCAAAAGGUAGUUGCCACAUUGGUGGGAAUGUUUCAACUAAUGCGGGUGGCCUGCGUUUCAUACGCUAUGGUUCACUUCAUGGAAGUGUACUCGGUCUUGAAGUUGUCCUGGCUGAUGGGACUAUCCUUGAUAUGCUUACUACUUUAAGGAAAGACAAUACUGGGUAUGAUCUGAAGCACUUAUUUAUUGGAAGUGAAGGCUCACUAGGAGUAGUCACCAAAAUAUCAGUACUUACGCCUGCAAAGCUACCAUCAACUAAUGUUGCAUUUCUUUCCUGCAAUGACUACAAAAGCUGCCAGAAAUUACUGCUGGCAGCAAGGAGGAGCUUGGGUGAGAUCUUGUCUGCAUUUGAAUUCAUGGAUCAUCACUGUAUUAAUCUGGCUAUGCGACAUUUGGAAGGAGUUCAUAAUCCAUUACCUGCAUCACCAUACAAAUUUUAUGUUUUAAUUGAGACAACAGGAAGUGAUGAAUCAUAUGACAAAACAAAACUGGAAGCAUUUUUGUUGCGUUCAAUGGAAGAUGGUCUAGUAGCUGAUGGUGUUAUCGCGCAGGAUAUCAGCCAAGCAUCAAACUUUUGGCGGAUCCGCGAGGGUAUAUCAGAAGCAUCUGUCAAAGUUGGUGCUGUGUAUAAAUAUGACUUGUCCAUACCUGUAGAGAAGCUCUAUGAUAUUGUUGAAGAAAUGCGCUGCCGUCUUGGUGAUAGUGCAGAGGUAUUGGGGUACGGCCACCUUGGAGAUGGGAAUCUGCAUUUGAACAUUGUAUCAAGCAAAUAUGACGACAGUACUCUUGGACGAAUUGAACCAUUUGUCUAUGAAUGGACUUCAGCACAAAGAGGAAGCAUCAGUGCAGAGCAUGGUUUGGGGCUAAUGAAAGCUGAGAAGAUUCACUACAGUAAAUCACCUGAAGCAGUGCAACUAAUGGCCUCCAUCAAGAAGUUGCUGGACCCCAAUUCGAUACUGAACCCCUACAAGGUUCUGCCGCAGUCUGUACUGUAGCUGAAGGUACUCUGUUAUCGGCAGUAUGUAAUAUACCGUAAAGCAGGUUAGGGACCCUUCAACUCACUGAUGAGCUUGUGCCUGACCAGACUAGCCGCUUAAUGCUUGAGUGAGCUGAGCAAAGUGAAUAAUUGGCAAGUAGUUGAGGAUGCAAACGACAAGCAAUGCCAUUUUUGAAGUGCGACAUCGUCGUGCCAGCCUUGCUUUGAAGACUCAAAGAAAAAGUCAGUCCGGCGGUUCGACAGCUCACUAUAGCUAAUAGCAAGUCAAUCCGGCGGUCCAAAACGUCAAAUGAUUGAAACCGAAGAUAGAAGGUCUAUUUUUAAGCACUUGUUCUGCCAGCCAGCAGCUCUCAUAAUAAAUCAGUGUACAGUACUUCCAGUCAUGGUUUUUCGGACAAGCGAACAGACUUACAUGUUGUUCUAGCUUGCUUGAUACGACUUUCAUCAGUUUUUCUUUGUCCCAGUGGACAAGUGGUGAAAUGGAUUAACAUAAAUUAAACAGCUAGCAAUAAUACCCUUUUUUUUGGAGCA